This is a messenger RNA of Dacryopinax primogenitus, 1122 nucleotides long. Its product is annotated as SET domain-containing protein. Gene Ontology annotation, molecular function: protein binding. The coding region runs from base 1 to 1122 and encodes 373 amino acids. The transcript has 4 exons. The record is from RefSeq and is a predicted model, not a curated record. Lineage: Eukaryota; Fungi; Basidiomycota; Dacrymycetes; Dacrymycetales; Dacrymycetaceae.
AUGAAACGUGGAUUCUUGAAGAAACUUGCUGGGCUGGACGAUCCUACUGUCAGAGGAUUGGCCGACCCGAAGGCUGACAGUGAGGUAAAGUUCACCGAGCCUGAAGCUGCGUUUGCUACGACGUCUGGAGCGGCGACACUGGCUCUGAGGGGACAACAGAGGUCACAGGCCCAUCGAGUCGAAAAGCAGCGACUACCCCUCAGCGCCGGCAGCGCGGCGCUCCCUGAGGAUGCGCCACGCACUGGUAAGGCGGCCGCUCGAGCGGAAGUGGACGAGUUCGGGCUCCGGUUCGGGCUCGAUUGGGAUACAGACGCAUACAAUACCCUCUGCCUCGUGUACAAUGACAAUCUCCGCCGGCUGCGAGCGCACCCGGGGUACGAGACGUACAUCUCUCCCGAGCUCUGUAAGAAGAAUGCGCGAAAUGUCGAGAUCGUGUCCAUUGACGGGAAGGGACUGGGUUUGCGCGCGAAGCGCGAUUUGGGACCUAGGCAGUUGAUCCUCCACGCCUGCGUGGUUGGCUGGGCUACCCGACUGGAUAAACGAGUUGCUCCAGAUCAAUACCCGACCUUGCUCAAGCUGUCUAAUUGUCGUCCUGGGGAAAACGAGUUGCAUGGGAUCAUAAACACGAACGCGUUCCCUACCGAGUUGCCGUUCGAUGAGGAUUCUGUACAGAGUGUGGUGUACGACUGGAUGUCGAGGACGAAUCAUGAUUGUACGCCUAAUGCCCAGGUGUCGUGGGACUACGAGUCGUUCUGCGGGAGUGUGUGGAGCACCAGACUGAUCAAGCAGGGCGAGGAGAUCACGAUCUCAUACACCUCCAUAUUCAAGUCUGCGGAGGAACGUAAAUCUGACCUGAUGGAAAAGUACCACUUUGAGUGCAAGUGCCGAGCGUGCACUCUGCCGAAGAAGAAACAGCGCGUGUCGGAUGAACGGCGGGAGGCUCUGAGCCGGCAUAUGGGGGAGGGGAAGUGUGAGGAGUGUGCGGAGUGUGCGGUCCAGAAAGGGCAGGACGUUAGAGCUAUCCUGGGGAUGUUGGAUGCUGAGUGCAUGGAAAAGGGUACGAUGCUGGAUCACUUUAUCGCCCAGGAUGUGGUGGAAUGCAAGGUAGAGAUUCGGCGUUAA